This is a messenger RNA of Pangasianodon hypophthalmus (striped catfish), 5804 nucleotides long. It is a transcript of the gene myo1b, whose product is annotated as myosin IB. Gene Ontology annotation, molecular function: ATP binding; actin filament binding; microfilament motor activity. Gene Ontology annotation, cellular component: vesicle; actin cytoskeleton; microvillus. The transcript is spliced from 32 exons. Gene Ontology annotation, biological process: actin filament organization; vesicle transport along actin filament. The coding region runs from base 250 to 3756 and encodes 1168 amino acids. The record is from RefSeq and is a predicted model, not a curated record. NCBI's taxonomy places the organism in Eukaryota, Metazoa, Chordata, Actinopteri, Siluriformes, Pangasiidae.
ACACACACACACACACACACACACACACACACACACACACAGGACACAUCACAGUGUCUUUACCGGGAGCGAGCAGAGCUGCUGGACUGGAGACUGACGCGUCCCGGCUCUGAAAGGGACAAAACAACACCGACAACAACGGAGAAGCAUCGAGGAAGCUCCGUUUCACCUUUAGAAAGACGGCUGGAUGUUACAUUUCCCUCCAGCAGUGGAUUAAAGGGAAUUUCAUUCUGAACACGAGGGGGGAGAAUGUCCAAAAUGGAGGUAAAGACAUCACUUCUUGACAACAUGAUAGGGGUGGGCGACAUGGUCCUGCUUGAGCCGCUGUCAGAGGAAACCUUCAUCAGGAACCUACAGAAGCGCUUUGAGCACAAUGAGAUCUAUACAUAUAUUGGUAGUGUGGUGAUUUCUAUGAACCCCUACAAGUCCCUGCCAAUCUACUCAGCAGACAAGGUGGAAGAGUACCGCAACAGGAACUUCUAUGAGCUCAGCCCUCACAUUUAUGCUUUGGCAGAUGAAGCAUAUCGGUCUCUUCGGGAUCAAGAUAAGGACCAGUGCAUCCUCAUUACUGGAGAAAGUGGUGCAGGAAAGACCGAGGCCAGCAAGCUGGUGAUGUCAUAUGUGGCUGCGGUGUGUGGGAAGGGCCAGGAGGUGAACAAGGUGAAAGAGCAGCUGCUGCAAUCCAAUCCCGUACUAGAGGCUUUUGGGAAUGCCAAAACUGUGAGGAAUGACAACUCCUCUCGAUUCGGCAAGUACAUGGACAUCGAGUUUGACUUCAAAGGGGAUCCACUGGGAGGCGUCAUCAGUAACUAUCUUUUGGAGAAAUCUCGUGUUGUGAAGCAGCCAAGAGGAGAGAGAAACUUCCACAUCUUUUACCAGCUGUUAUCUGGAGCAUCAGAUGAAACACUCAAGCUACUAAAGUUGGACCGAGACUUCAGCAAAUAUAAUUAUCUGAGUCUUGAUUCUGCCACAGUCAAUGGACUUGAUGAUGCUGCAAACUUUAGGACAGUUAGGAAUGCCAUGCAGAUUGUGGGUUUCAUGGAGGACGAGGUGCAGUCAGUACUGGAGCUGGUGGCUGCUGUGCUCAAGCUGGGCAACAUAGAGUUCAAGCCCGAGUCACGAGUCAACGGCUUCGAUGAGAGUCGGGUUAAGGACAAGAACGAUCUGAAGGAGAUGUGUGAGCUGUUGGGCAUUGAUCAGUCAGUGUUGGAACGAGCAUUCAGUUUUCGCACGGUGGAAGCUAAGAUGGAGAAAGUGUCAACAACACUCAACGUUGCUCAGGCCUAUUAUGCACGUGAUGCACUUGCCAAAAACUUAUAUAGCCGCAUGUUUAGUUGGCUGGUGAAUCGAAUAAACGAAAGCAUCAAGGCUCAGACCAAAGCCCGGAAGAAGGUUAUGGGGGUCCUGGAUAUUUAUGGUUUUGAGAUCUUUGAGGACAACAGCUUUGAGCAGUUCAUCAUCAACUACUGCAAUGAGAAGCUUCAGCAGAUCUUCAUCGAGCUCACCCUGCGUGAGGAGCAGGAGGAGUAUGUGCGUGAGGGUAUUGAAUGGACCAACAUUGAGUAUUUCAACAAUGCCAUCAUCUGUGACCUCAUUGAAAAUAACCAGAAUGGGAUCUUGGCCAUGCUUGAUGAGGAGUGUCUGCGGCCCGGGACCGUGACAGAUGAGACCUUCUUGGACAAGCUGAACACUGUUUGUGCUGAACAUCAGCACUUUGAGAGCCGCCUGAGCAAAAACUCAAAGUUCCUCACAGACCACAGCUUGCCUCAUAGCUGCUUUCGAAUCCAACACUAUGCUGGCAAGGUGCUGUAUCGGGUAGAGGGGUUUGUGGACAAAAACAAUGACCUGCUAUACAGAGACCUGUCCCAGGCUAUGUACAAGGCCAACCAUUGCUUGAUGAAAUUACUUUUCCCAGAGGGCAACCCUGCCAAAGUCAACCUGAAGAGGCCUCCUACAGCCGGAUUCCAGUUCAAAGCAUCAGUGAGCACACUCAUGAGGAACUUACAGACCAAGAACCCUAACUACAUUAGAUGCAUCAAACCCAAUGACAAGAAGUCAGCUCAAAUCUUCACAGAUUCAUUGGUGUGCCACCAAGUGCGCUACCUGGGCCUGAUGGAGAAUGUGCGUGUUAGACGGGCAGGAUAUGCCUUCCGCCAAGCUUACGAACCCUGCCUGGAGCGCUACAAGAUGCUCUGUAAGCAGACCUGGCCCCGUUGGAAAGGCCCUGCCAGGGAAGGUGUGGAGGUCCUCCUGAAAAACUUGGAGGUACCUGAAGAGGAGUUCUCCUACGGGCGCUCCAAGAUCUUUAUCCGGAAUCCCAGAACUCUCUUUUUCCUGGAGGAGAAAAGAAGGCAGUGUCUGGAGAACUUGGCUACACUCAUCCAAAAGAUCUACCGUGGCUGGAAGUGCCGCACACAUUUCCUGCUGUUGAAGAAGAGCCAGGUGGUGGUGGCCGCAUGGUACCGCAGAUUCGCUCAACAAAAGAAAUACCAGAAGAUCAAGAGCUCCUCCAUAGUGGUUCAGUCUUUCAUCAGAGGAUGGAAGGCCCGCAAGUUGCUGCGUGAACUGAAAUACCAGAAGAGAUGCAAAGAGGCAGUGACCACUAUUGCAGCCUAUUGGCAUGGAACACAGGCUCGCUGGGAACUGCAGCGUCUGAAGGAGGAGAUUCGGAAUAAACGUGCUGUGUCUGUCAUUUGGGCAGCCUGGUUGGGAAUGAAGGCUCGGAGAGAACUGCGGCGCUUAAAGCACGAGGCUCGGAGUAAACAUGCCGUGUCCAUCAUAUGGGCCGGCUGGCAAGGAACUAAGGCACGCAGAGAGCUAAAACGGCUGAAGGAGGAGGCCAGGCGUAAGCAUGCUGUCGCUGUCAUUUGGGCCUACUGGUUGGGACUCAAGGUCCGAAGGGAAUACAGGAAGUUCUUCAGAGCGAAUGCUGGCAAGAAGAUCUAUGAGUUCACCAUCCAGAGAAUUAUACAGAAGUAUUUCAUUGGUUUGAAGAACACCUUGCCUUCAAUGUCGCCAAUUGAUAAGAGCUGGCCAUCAAGAUCUUACCUGUUCCUGGAAGGCACACAUGAGGAACUCCGAAAGAUCUUCCAUCUGUGGAGGUGCAAGAAAUACAGAAACAAGUUCACAGAAGAGAAGAAAGCCAUCUAUGAGGAGAAACUGGAAGCAAGUAAGAUUUUCAAAAACAAGAAAGCUCUGUACCCCAGCAGUGUUGGGCAGCCUUUCAAAGGAGAUUAUCUGGAGAUUAACAAAAAUCCUAAGUACCAGAAGCUAAACAGUGUGGUAGAUGAGAAGGUGCUUCUUGCAGAUGUGGUUAAUAAAAUCAACAGGGCCAAUGGCAAGGGUGCUCCCAGAAUCUUCCUCCUCACCAAGAAAAACUUUGUUCUGGCUGAUCAGAAGACGGGUCAGUUAAAGGCCAGCGUCCCGCUUCCUGAUCUCGCCAGUGUCUCUGUCAGCACACAGAAUGAUGGCUUCUUUGCUCUCAAGCUCAAAGAGGGCACUGCAUCAGCAGCCAAAGGUGACUUCUUGCUGAACAGUGAUCGAUUAAUAGAGAUCAUCACCAAACUCUAUCGCACAGGGGCUGCUUCAGCCGACGUGGAACCAGUCAGUGUUGACAUCUCAGAUGAAUUCCUUGUGCAGUUCAAGCAGGAUAAAGUGUGUGUCAAAUUCAUCCAGGGCGGACCCAAGAGCAGCAAUCAAGUCGCCUGCAAACGUAAAAACAACCGCCUUCUGGAGGUGUCAGUUCCAUCCCCAUAAUGACCAGUCAUCUUCACUCCCUCUCAGGGUGCCAUUUCGAUGACUCUUCAUCAUCAAACCCAAAUUUAAACACAGUUCUCAAAUGACUGUGCAAUUAUUUUCUUGUCAUUGCCAUAUCUUAUAUUUUUAAAGACUUAAUCAUUGCAUUGUUGAGACUCAAAUAUUCCAUACAGCAGUAUUUGGGUACAUAAAGCAGACCUCAUAUUUACCUUGGGAUAGAGGUGGGAGGUGAUUCUUUCCUGACUGUCUUGGAUAGGGUGCAUUAAAAGUCCUGUUUAAUCAAGACAAUAAUAGUAAUGUUGUAAUUAUGAUGCUAUAGAUCAUCAUACAGUGUCUGGGCAUCAUGUACAUGUGAAUGGGUGAAGUGCUGUACACAUAGAUUGCAAGCGAGAAUUUUGUCCAAUUUCCAAAUUACUGCUGAAAGUUUGCACUUGUUUUGUUUACACGUGGGUAAAAAAAAAAAAAAGACAUUUUGAUUGGUUUGUCUUUGCUUUCUUGUUUUUUUCCCUCUACACAUUUUAAUUCUCACUGUGCACAACUUUUUUUUGCUGAAUUGCCAAAGUUUUAUAAUUUUGCAACAGCUGAUCCUUUCAGGUAGACCUUAUUCAUAAUACAUUACCCUUAUUAUUUACAAAGCCAAAUAACAUGUAAUCUCUACAGCCUGAAGGUAAUCUCAGAAAACCCAAAGGCCUUGUGGGUCUUGCAUUUGACCACAAUGUAUUUUUUCAAAAUAGAAAAUAAUUUUGUAUACUACUUAUUUUUCAAAAUUGUGUGGAUCUUACUCUUGUGCAAAAUGCAGUACAGCUGCAUCCCAAACUCAUGUGCACAAACUGACAACAAUCCCAUCUCUCAGAGGAUUCUGGUUCUUCCCCCUGCUGUGUUUAGGAAAUAUCUGGGAAACUGACAGCUACAGUGCUCAGGAAGACCUAACAGAAAAGCAUAGUACCACCGCAUCUCUGACAAUGUACUUGAUUGACAUUCUCAGUUGUCUGAAUGUAGUAAUGUCAGCUUCAGUGAAGAACCUGAUCAGUGCUUUUGGCAUGCUGAACUGAUUUUUAUGGAAAUAGAUUAGUUAGCGUGAUGUCUAGCUUCAGGAAAUGACAGAGAGCAAUUUAUGUACACCAGAGACUAAGCUGUGCUGUUUUACCCUCCCCCCCAAAAAAGUGUAGAAUGAAGAUGUCCCAUGUUGCUUAAUUACUCAUAACUGCGUGUACACUAGCCAAUUCAUAAAACCUAAAGGGAUGAUUUUCAGGAAACCCCAUUUUGUGUAUGUAGAAGGCUAUUAAUAGUAGCUGAUAUUUAUUUACUUAUUUCUUAAAUUUUUCACAUUCUCACCAUCGGAAUAUGGGUGGUUUUACUUUUUUAGCUGGCAAAUGGUAUAUGCAGUGAUUUACUUGGGACUAAUCCAGAUGUUUUUGUGUGAAACAAGCAUUAUACAUUGAAUUAUUUCAAAUGUUGGAAUGCUAACACAGUAUGAACUACACCACCAAACCACACAGGUAAACUAUAUGUUCAGUUUAGGUUUUUGUCACUGAUCAGGAAAGUCGGUGCUUUGCUUUUAAAAAUACUUAAUAUAAUAUUUUCUGUUUAUUCUUCAGUGGACAUUUUGUGGUGUUAAAUUUAUGAAGGUCUUGGCAGACAUUUUUGAAGACACAGCCCCUGGGAGAAGAUUUAACAUUUGCUUUUGCAGGUGUUCAAUAAUUUUCAAGCUUUUAAGAUGAUUAUGUAAUUUAACAGUAAACAGUAGUCAAGAUGAAUAGAUUAUUGUUCCCUUUUCAUGAGGGAUGAGGGAUGGGGAAAUUGUGCAAAUUUACUGACAUGUUCAUUGAUUGUGUACAGUCUUCAGCGCAGUAUACUAUAGUUAAUCUCUUUUUUUGUCAGGAAGUUCAAGAGAAAAGAACUUUGUGUCUAUUUUCAAUGACUAAAUGUAACCUGGUGUAUCAAGAGAACAUGGAUGUGUUUCUAUAAUGACUAAAUGCAACAAAGUAAAAGCAGUCUUUUUUGCUUUUUUAAAUUAAAGCAACAAAUAAAUAAGUUAGGCAAAUCAA